CGGCGCGACCAGCGUUCCGCCUCCUCCGCUCCCUGCGCUCUCGCCACCUCGGCAGCUCGGCGCCAGCCUCCCGCCUCCGUCCGAGGCCUCCGCUGCUGCGAGGCUCCCGGCUUCGCUCCUGUCUCUUUAAAUGGUGGGGCCAACGGGCCGCCCCUGCAGCUGCUGCCUGGGUGGCCCCGCGCGCCGCUAUUGAGGAGCGAACCAAGAUGGCGGCGGCUUUGGCUCUGUGAGGAAGACGGAAGAGGCGGCGGCAGCGGUGGAGGAACAGGGACCCCCAGGAGCCGGGAGCGCUCCUGCUCCUGGGCGCUCUCGGAGUCUUCCGCGCAGUGGUAGCAGUUGCAGCAGGAGCAGGCGCUCGUCGGCUUCGGACAUUUGAAACGGGAGCGGAGCGCAGCCCCAGCUGCGGUGGCAGGACCAGGUAUCAGGAAGGAAAACAUGGCGGCGGCGGCCUGAGGAGGCGGCGGCGGCGCGGGAAGCGGCUUCGCGGAGAUCAUGGCGGAGGCGGGAGCAGGGCAGUGACCGGCGCCCCGAGUUCCUACCGCGGCGGCACAGGAGGCUGCGAAGCGCUGCGCGCCCCCCUCGGGGUGGCUGGGCUCGCCGGGCCCGGACAAUAGCGCCGAGGAGCGGGAGGCGAGGCAAGGCGGGGGCCCAGAGCUCGGGCCCCAGAGCUCGGGCCCCGCGGCGGGCCAUGCGGGCGGCAGCGCGGCCCCGGGGCGGCCAGAGGCGGCAGUGAGGCCGGGGAGCCCUCGGCUUGCGGGCGUCCUCCUCACUCGGCUCCCGCCUCCCCGGACCCCCUUUCCGGGCUACUCCGGCGGGGCCUUUGCUCCGGCCCCCGCGCGGCACGAUGACCGACACUCGGCGGCGGGUGAAGGUUUACACGCUCAACGAGGACCGGCAGUGGGACGACCGGGGCACUGGGCAUGUGUCGUCGGGCUACGUGGAGCGGCUGAAAGGCAUGUCCCUGCUUGUCAGGGCCGAGAGCGACGGUUCUCUACUUUUAGAGUCCAAAAUAAAUCCUAAUACUGCAUACCAGAAACAACAGGACACUUUGAUUGUGUGGUCUGAAGCAGAAAAUUAUGACUUGGCCCUUAGCUUUCAAGAAAAAGCUGGAUGUGAUGAAAUUUGGGAGAAAAUAUGUCAGGUUCAAGGAAAGGACCCGUCAGUGGACAUCACUCAGGACCUUGUAGAUGAGUCUGAAGAGGAACGUUUUGAUGAUAUGUCAUCGCCAGGUUUAGAAUUGCCAUCUUGUGAAUUAAGUCGCCUUGAGGAAAUUGCAGAACUUGUGGCAUCAUCUUUACCUUCUCCCCUGCGUCGUGAAAAACUUGCACUAGCACUGGAAAAUGAGGGUUAUAUUAAAAAGCUCUUAGAGCUUUUUCAUGUGUGUGAGGAUUUGGAGAAUAUUGAAGGACUGCACCACUUGUAUGAAAUUAUCAAAGGCAUCUUCCUCUUGAAUCGAACUGCUCUUUUUGAAGUUAUGUUCUCCGAGGAAUGUAUAAUGGACGUCAUUGGAUGCUUAGAAUACGAUCCUGCUUUAUCACAACCACGAAAACAUAGGGAAUUUCUAACAAAAACAGCCAAGUUUAAAGAAGUGAUUCCCAUAUCAGAUCCUGAGCUGAAACAAAAAAUUCAUCAGACAUACAGAGUUCAGUAUAUACAGGAUAUGGUUCUACCUACCCCUUCAGUCUUUGAAGAAAAUAUGUUAUCAACUCUUCACUCUUUUAUCUUUUUCAAUAAAGUAGAAAUUGUUGGUAUGUUACAGGAAGAUGAAAAAUUUCUGACAGAUUUGUUUGCACAAUUAACAGAUGAAGCAACAGAUGAGGAAAAAAGACAGGAAUUGGUUAACUUUUUAAAAGAAUUUUGUGCGUUUUCCCAAACGCUACAACCUCAAAACAGAGAUGCUUUUUUCAAGACUUUGUCAAACAUGGGUAUAUUACCAGCUUUAGAAGUCAUCCUUGGCAUGGAUGAUACACAGGUGCGAAGUGCUGCUACUGAUAUAUUCUCAUACUUGGUUGAAUAUAAUCCAUCCAUGGUACGAGAGUUUGUCAUGCAGGAGGCACAACAGAAUGAUGAUGUAAGUAAGAAGUUAACAGAGCAAAAAAUAACCAACAAGGAUAUUUUGCUCAUCAACCUCAUUAUAGAACAUAUGAUUUGUGAUACAGACCCUGAACUUGGAGGAGCAGUCCAACUUAUGGGCCUGCUUCGCACCUUGGUUGACCCAGAAAACAUGCUAGCUACUGCCAAUAAAACAGAAAAGACUGAAUUUCUGGGUUUCUUCUACAAGCACUGUAUGCAUGUCCUUACUGCUCCAUUACUGGCAAAUACAACAGAAGACAAACCUAGCAAAGACGACUUUCAGACUGCCCAGUUGUUGGCACUGGUAUUGGAAUUGUUAACAUUUUGUGUGGAGCACCAUACCUACCACAUAAAGAACUACAUUAUUAAUAAGGACAUCCUCCGGAGAGUGCUAGUUCUCAUGGCCUCGAAGCAUGCUUUCUUGGCAUUAUGUGCUCUUCGUUUUAAGAGAAAGAUUAUUGGAUUAAAAGAUGAGUUUUACAACCGCUACAUAAUGAAAAGUUUUUUGUUUGAACCUGUAGUCAAAGCAUUUCUCAACAAUGGAUCCCGCUACAACCUGAUGAACUCUGCCAUAAUAGAAAUGUUUGAAUUUAUUAGAGUGGAAGAUAUAAAAUCAUUAACUGCUCAUGUAAUUGAAAAUUACUGGAAAGCACUGGAAGAUGUAGAUUAUGUACAGACAUUUAAAGGAUUGAAACUGAGAUUUGAACAGCAAAGAGAAAGGCAAGAUAAUCCUAAACUCGACAGUAUGCGUUCCAUUUUGAGGAAUCAUAGAUACCGAAGAGACGCCAGAACACUAGAAGAUGAGGAGGAGAUGUGGUUCAACACAGAUGAAGACGACAUGGAAGAUGGAGAAGCAGUGGUGUCUCCAUCUGACAAAACUAAGAAUGAUGAUGACAUUAUGGAUCCAAUAAGUAAAUUCAUGGAGAGGAAGAAAUUAAAAGAAAGUGAGGAAAAGGAGGUGCUUCUGAAAACGAAUCUUUCUGGUCGGCAGAGCCCAAGUUUCAAGCUUUCUCUCUCUAGUGGAACAAAGACUAACCUCACCAGCCAGUCACCUGCAACAAAUCUGCCUGGUUCUCCAGGAUCACCUGGAUCCCCAGGAUCUCCAGGCUCUCCUGGAUCCAUCCCUAAAAAUACAUCUCAGACGGCAGCUAUUACUACCAAGGGAGGCCUCGUGGGUCUGGUAGAUUAUCCUGAUGAUGACGAAGAUGAUGAUGAGGAUGAAGACAAGGAAGACGCGCUACCACUGUCAAAGAAAGCAAAGUUUGAGUCCUAAUAAUGGCAACGGCCUGUGAUCAGUACCUGUUGAGAAAACUGGUUCUCCACCCCUCUCCCUACAAAAUCAACAACAAAGCAGUGGUCUCUUGUGAAUGACUGACAAAGAUCAGCCUCGCACACUUGACUUCUGCUCAUCAAGUGCCAAUUCAAUGGAGCAGGAGGAGGGGAUAUGAUGUAUUUAGGGGAAAGACUUAACUUUGAGCUCUCCAGCUUGGACCACACAUUGCCCUUUUCUCAGGGAAGGAAAUGGAAACAAAAAGCCAACAGGGCAGGGGGUUUUGUAAGUGGAACUCUGAAUUGACUGGUCAGUUGCUACAAUCAGAAUAUGCUUUCUCGGACCAUGUUUGAGACUGAGAGGAAUAUAGGCUUUUCGGCCCUAAUUCUUCACUAGUUAAGAAUGCCAGCAGUUUCUUUGUAUAAAGAGACCUGCCUUUAAAAUCAUACAUUCUGAACAUUUUAGUCAAGCUACAACAGGUUUGGAAAACCUCUGUGGGGGAGGGGUGAAUAUAAAGUUUCUUCUUUUUUUAAUCUGUUCCCUUUGCCCUUCAAACUGCAGAUUUUUUUUUUUUUUUUUUUUUAAAGUGGGGAUUUGUCCCUACUUGAUUAAAGAUUGAGUGGAAUUCUA
This is a messenger RNA of Phacochoerus africanus (Common warthog), 3973 nucleotides long. RefSeq names its product protein phosphatase 4 regulatory subunit 3A (gene PPP4R3A). The coding region runs from base 845 to 3346 and encodes 833 amino acids. Gene Ontology annotation, cellular component: protein phosphatase 4 complex; nucleoplasm. The record is from RefSeq and is a predicted model, not a curated record. The transcript has 15 exons. Gene Ontology annotation, biological process: protein dephosphorylation; DNA damage response. Gene Ontology annotation, molecular function: protein phosphatase activator activity. NCBI's taxonomy places the organism in Eukaryota, Metazoa, Chordata, Mammalia, Artiodactyla, Suidae.